Molecule: messenger RNA, 4656 nt
Organism: Plasmopara halstedii
Lineage: Eukaryota; Oomycota; Peronosporomycetes; Peronosporales; Peronosporaceae
Product: atp-binding cassette superfamily
Exons: 2
Coding region: 1-4656 (1551 amino acids)
Cellular component (GO): membrane
Molecular function (GO): ATP binding; ATP hydrolysis activity; ABC-type transporter activity
Source: RefSeq, a predicted model, not a curated record
AUGACAAGUUUUCAACCGAAUGAACAGAUGAACAAACGAAAAUCUAGUAAUUCAUUCAAGGCAAAACCAUUAUCGACUGCAGAUUUCAGCUCGUCUAUCUCAAGUAGGUCAAGCGAGCCGAUGCCCAUACUUGAGUCUUUUUUUAUCGAUACGAAUCCAAAGCACUAUCUUCGUCAUCAACGCCACACUUGUGGCUCACGCAAUCGUAGAACAACAACAAGAAACGGUGUUCAGGACUCGCCUUUCAAACCUCAUCGUCCGGUUGGUGCUGUUCCGAAAAUCCAUGUUAGUUUUCGUCAUCUAUCAUUGGCUGUGGAUGGCUUUGUAUCGCCGGUUGCAGCAGAUCAAGCUGCUUUAGGUCAAACAGGGCGAGAGACUCUGGCUGCUAAGCAACUUCCUACGAUCACAAACCAUGUCCGUGGAGUAUUUGCUGGCCUCACAGCUCGUAAAAGUAUCAUACGUCGUCAGAUUCUCAAAAAUGUGACUGGAGCCUUCACGCCAGGCUCCAUGACGCUUAUACUCGGACGCUCUGGAUCGGGCAAGUCGGUUUUGCUCAAACUUCUCAGCGGACGAUUAGCUGUGUCAAACAAGACAAUGACUUUGCAUGGUGAAAUUGCGUAUAGCGGUCUAUCUUAUCACGACCUAAGGGCACAACUUGCGCGAUGUAUCGCGUAUGUUCCUCAACAAGACUCACAUCUUCCAAUGAUGACGGUAAAGGAAACGCUAGACUUUGCAUUUGAAUGUUGUGCUGUCCGUGUUGACGCGAAACCUGUUGGCGCAGUAUACAAAUCUUCUGCGUUAGAAUUUCCAUUCGCGCUGCCAAUGACGUAUCUUUGCGAAGAGCGAGACCCUAUUUCUGUGACCCGAGAGCUUGGUUUAACACGGUGCCAAGAUACCAUAAUGGGUGAUGAGCGCGUUCGUGGAGUAUCUGGAGGAGAAAAAAAGCGAGUGACAACAGGCGAGAUGACUUUUGGCCCGCAUGCAGUGGCGAUGAUGGAUGACAUAACAAUGGGGCUUGAUAGCUCAGCUGCUUAUGAUGUAGUAAACGCACAGCGCCGGAUGGCUAAAAAGCAACUACAGACAGUUGUGAUUGCACUACAGCAACCAGCGCCUGAAAUUCUAGCACUUUUCGAUAACGUUCUUCUACUUGCGGACGGUGAAGUAUUAUACCAUGGCCCUCGAUGCCAUGUCCAGGCUUACUUUGAGGCUCUGGGCUUUGUUUGUCCUCCAGAGCGUGACCUAACAGAAUUUUUGUGCGACUUAGCCUCUCCGCAGCAGAUUCAGUACGAACACUCACGUGCACCUAUGCCAGGAAGACGCCGACAUCCUCGUCAAGCAAAUGAGUUUGCAGACUUGUGGAUCAUGUCGCCAAUGUACGAAGCAAUGAUCGAGGAGCUGGAUAAAGCUGAAUUUGGCACGGAGGUGUACAGUUUACCGGAUCAUCAAGACGGCGAUCGAGAGCUUGUUUUGGAUCAAAAAGCACUGCUGCAGUUGCCUGCGUUCCGACAUAGCUUUGUACGAAGCACGUGGACAGUAGUCAAACGUCAACUUCGACUAUUUGUACGUAACCAAGUCUUCUUAGUGGGUCGAUUGUUGUUGGAUCUACUCGUCGGCUUGAUGGUGGGAUCUGUUCACUACAGCAUGGAUCUUGCGGACGUCCACUUAACAUUAGGUGUCACCUUUUCCUGUGCUUUGUUUCUUGGUCUUGGUCAAUCAGCGAUCUUGUCACCACUUUUUGACGCACGCAAAGUAUUCUACAAGCAUCGCAGCGCCAACUUCUAUCGCACAUCCAGCUACGUAUUGGCUUCGAGUUUAUCUCAAUUUCCGCUUGCAGUUACAGAAGCCAUCAUCUUUAGCUCACUAGUCUAUUGGAUGGGCGGACUCGUUGCCACCUGGGAAAACUUUCUUGUAUUCUUGGUGUACAUGCUUCUAACUGUUUUAGUCUUUGUUGGCGAAUACUUUUUUCUCUCUGCUGCGUGCUCGUCGUUAUUAGUGGCUCAACCAGCGUCUACAUUAGUACUUCUGAUCUGGGUUCUUUCUGCCGGCUUUGCCGUCUCACGUGAGCAGCUUCCGUGGGCAAUGCGGUGGAUUUAUUGGAGCAAUCCACUUGCUUGGACUACACGUGGGAUUCUAGUAAGUCAGUAUCGCAGUAGUCAAUUGGAUGUCUGCGUAUAUGGUGGCAUUGAUUACUGCAAGAAAUUUGAAAAUCAGACUUUCGGAACUUAUUCUCUCGGGUUGUAUGAGGUUCCGGACGAUCCUAAGUGGGUCAUGCUAGGUAUUGUGUUUCUUGGUAUGGUGUACAUCGUUUCCAUGUGGUCAUCGUACAUUAUGCUGGAAUACUAUAGUCAUGAAUCCUCCCUAGCGUUGCCGCCAGAACUACCGGGUUCGCUUACGAAUCCGAAGAUCACAAGACAACAAAAGGAUUCGUACGCCAUAUUGUCCACACCACAAAGAGACGAGUUUUACGACGUGGCUGGAUUUCCGGAUCGCAAUGAGAUUGUCGUGGUAGAAGAAGAUGGUGGUCUGAACAACUCAUUUUACUUAUCACAAGGAGUCCCAACAAUGAUCGACGAUGUUGAAGUAUGCUUAACGCCUCGAUGGAAUGUGCCACCCGUGACGAUUGCUUUCCAAGAUUUGAGAUACAAAAUAACAGUUCCCGCAACAGAAGCUGAAGAACUUGCUGGGCAACGUUGUGUAGGAGGAGCCCAAGAUCAUCAUCAUGCAGGUAAAAGUACCGAAAAUAAAACUCGCGAGCUCUUGAAAGGGGUCACCGCCUACGCACUACCCGGUCGCAAACGUGGAAAGAUAGGCAGCAAGCAAAAAAAAGGCGUGCCUUCUUUUCAAGGCCGCGUGCUGUUGAACGGCGUAGAUGCCACCGAAGUUGCAGUGCGUCGAUGUACCGGGUAUUGUGAGCAAAUAGAUGUGCACUCUGAUGGAUCUACUUUCCGUGAAGCUUUACAAUUUUCCGCAUAUCUUCGUCAAAGCGACAAGGUGGCACCAGGGCGGAUCGAAGAGAUUGUCACGGAAUGUUUAGAAUUGCUCGGACUUAGCAAUGUAGCUGAUCAGCUCAUUCGUGGCAGCACCUGUGAGCAGCUCAAGCGAUUGACGCUAGGAGUGGAACUGGUAGCGCAAUCGAGCGUGCUUUUUCUGGAUGAACCUACUAGCGGUCUUGAUGCAAGCGCGGCUAAGUCACUUAUGGAUGGCGUACGCAGGGUAGCCGAUUCAGGGCGUACAGUCAUUUGUACCAUUCAUCAACCAUCAACAGAAGUAUUCCUGUUGUUCGACCGUCUUUUAUUAUUGCAACGGGGAGGCGAAACUGUGUACUUCGGCGAGCUAGGACACAAAGGUGAGACGGUAGUUAACUAUUUCCAACAAUUAUCUCUACCACACAGUUUGCCGACUUUUAAAUGCGGAGACAACCCAGCCACGUGGGUGCUAGAUGCAAUCGGAGCUGGUUUUGAGAAAGCCAAGCAUUUUUCUACGAUUCCGACGACGGUGACACAGUCGUCACAUACUGCGACGAAAAAUUCUCGAAUAGAUGCCUCUUUGAAUUCUUCAAUGAAUUCUGAAUGCUCGCACCAACAUCAAGAUGUAAUGUUUGACUUUGCUGCAGCAUAUCGAUCUAGUCGCCUUAAGCAGCUUCUGGAUGCCAAGCAAGCUAUUCCUGGGGUGUUCAUGCCGUCGGACCGCUUAGCGCCUGUGACAUUCGCACAGCGUCGAGCUGCAAGCAAUACUUUACAAUUCAUCAUGCUGAUGCGCCGGUUCUUGCGGCUUUAUUGGCGCACGCCACUCUACUCACUCACAAGAAUGGUGACUGCGUUAGUUCUUGGCUUUAUGUUUGGGAUCGUAUACUCGGGUAAUAUUGAUUUCUCGACGUACCAGGGGGCAAACGGUGCCGUGGGGCUCAUCUUCUUUUCGACGUGCUUUUUAGGCGUCAGCUCUUACGUACAAAUUCUACCGCUUGCAUAUAAUGAGCGUGGACCAUUUUAUCGCGAACGCGACUCUGAAACGUACAGCGCUUUCUGGUACUUUGUGGCAUCAUCUUUAGUGGAGAUACCAUAUGCUGCUGUCUCCUCUACGAUCUUUGUCAGUGUGUUUUAUCCGAUGACAGGCUUCUCUGAACAUGGCGACGUCACUGUAGCUGUAAUAUAUUGGAUGGUUCUGACUAUACACAUUCUAUUCCAGACAUAUUUUGGGCAAUUCUUUACGUUUGCUAUGCCGACCGUUGAGCUUGCUGCAGUAUGGGGUGCACUCUUUGACUCGAUCUUUCUCAUGUUUAUGGGUUACAAUCCGCCGGCUUCGAGCAUUCCGAAUGAAUACAAAUGGUUGUCCCAACUCGUGCCACAUCGCUACACGUUUGAAAUGCUCACUGCGCUCGUUCUCGGGGACUGUUCCGAUAACCAGUUGCAGCAAAUUGCAGAGGCUGCAACUAUGAACGCGACAAUCGACGUUUCGAGCUACCCACUGGGAUGCCAACUGCUUAGAGAUGCACCGCCCGCUGUAGCCAAUAUACCUUUGUCCUUGUAUAUUGACGAAGUGUUUAAUGCACGUCGUUUGGACAUGAACUUCUCGUUAGCUGUCGUCAUGGGGCUUCUUCUUUUUAUGCGUCUUGUAACCUUGGUUGUCAUGCGUAUCAUCGAUUUUAAGCGACGAUAA